This is a messenger RNA of Cyprinodon variegatus (sheepshead minnow), 1989 nucleotides long. Its product is annotated as serine/arginine-rich splicing factor 11-like. The record is from RefSeq and is a predicted model, not a curated record. Gene Ontology annotation, cellular component: nucleoplasm. Gene Ontology annotation, molecular function: RNA binding. NCBI's taxonomy places the organism in Eukaryota, Metazoa, Chordata, Actinopteri, Cyprinodontiformes, Cyprinodontidae. The transcript is spliced from 12 exons. Bases 179 to 1531 code for a protein of 450 amino acids.
AUCCAACAUGGCUGCGGUGUCCACCAGCAGACGUUUCUUCUUCUAGUCGAUGUCUAACAUUUGCUCUGCUGGUUAUUAUCGCAGAAACCUUUUUAAUGAGAAACGAAUAGGCGCUACAGUCGGUUAACCUUUGUGGAUAUAAUUUUUUUGUUAUUGAAAAACGGUACUUGUGUCGAAAAUGAGUUACACGACGCGGGUGGUUCAGGUGACCAAUGUGUCGCCGAGCACAACGUCGGAACAAAUGAGGACGUUGUUUGGUUUUCUGGGCACCAUCGAGGAACUGAAGCUAUUUCCACCAGAUGAUUCUCCUAUGCCAGUGACAUCACGAGUCUGCUUUGUGAAGUUCCAGGAGCCAGAGUCUGUGGGAGUGUCUCAGCAUCUCACCAAUACAGUGUUUGUGGAUAGAGCUUUGAUCGUGGUCCCGUUUGCUGAAGGAUCUAUUCCAGAUGAGGCUAAGGCUUUGUCCCUCUUGGCCCCAGCAAAUGCUGUUGCAGGGAUUUUGCCAGGCGGAGGCCUUCUCCCGACACCGAAUCCUAUUCCAAAUGCAGCUCUUGGAGCCAACCCCUUUGGUGCUCCCACCAUAGAUCCAAUGGCAGCUUUUGGAUUCGCUGGGCCCAAUAUGAACCCACAGGCAGCUGAUCAGUUGCUGAAGAUGAUGACAGAUCCAAAACUGAACCCCUUGGCGGCUGGAUUAAACCUGAGUGCAAGCCUGAAGGCGGAUGCGUCCAAUAAGGAGAUAGAAGAGGCCAUGAAGAGGGUCAGAGAGGCCCAAUCACUAAUUUCUGCUGCUAUUGAGCCUGGACAUAAAGAGAGUAAAAAGAAGCAUUCGCGGUCUCGAUCCAGAUCCAGAAGGAGGAGAUCCAGGUCUCGUUCCAGACACAGUCGCAGGCGAACCAGGAGCAGAUCAAGACGUAGAUCCAGCUCGAGAAGCAGGAGGCGCUCCAAAAGCCCACGCAGGAGACACACCCACUCCAGAGACAGGGGCAGGCGAACUCGAAGCAGAUCAAGAGACAGAAAGAAGGAGGAUGUUGGGAGGAGGAGAUCUAAGACGCCUCCUAAAAGCUACAGCACAGCCAGAAGGUCACGUAGUGUGAGCCGGAGACACAGGAGAAGUCGUAGCGCCAGCCGCUCUCCAAAGAAAUCUCCAAAAAGAAGAGUUUCUCCCUCUCCAUCCCCUCGAAGGCACAAGAAGGAAAAAAAGAGGGACAAGGACAGAGAAAGGGAACGCAGGAGUGAUAAAGAACGUGUUCGUGAGGAAAGGGAGCGCUCUACCAGUAAGAAGAAGAAAAGUAAAGACAAAGAACGGGAGCGUGAAAGAAAAUCGGAUGUAGACAAAGGAGAUAUUAAGAUCACCCGAGAUUACGAUGAAGAAGAACAAGGUUACGACAGCGAAAAGGAAAGGAAGGAUUCAGAUGACUCUGCUAUGUCUCCUCAGUCGGUGGAGGGAAACGGCUCAGCCCGGCUGAUGAAGCAGGCCAAGGUUAAUGGCGCUGAUGAUCACCACGAAGAGGACAUGGAUGUCAGCGACUGAGAGCUGCGUCCUCACAGAGUAUCGGUUCAUUUUCGUUGGAAACAUUCUACAAAAUUUCCCCCCAUUUGGGUAAAUUUAAAAUGUGAAGUGUCUGGAAAAAAACCUGUUUAUCGUAAAAAUGAUAAGUCUGUUUUUUUGCAAAUGUAUAUUGCAGCAUUGUUUGCCUAACAGUUUUUUUUUUUUUUUUUUUUACAUAUAUCUUGGUUCGUCAGUAAGUCCAGAUUUAUUCUUUGCCACCACAGAUGUAGAUUAGUUUGAACUGAAAGUUAGUUUGCUUCACUACUAUUGAGCUCAUGUUUUCUAAAUUUGUUCCUUCAUGUAUUGUAUCUUUUUUUUUUUUGUGUUGUGGUGUACGUGUCUCUCCCUCUUCUUCACAGAACAGUUGCAUCUUGCCUCUGACCUGCAAGCGUUUUAUCAAGGAUUUCUUUUAUAUAAUAAAGCCUGUUUGAAGAGCUAAA